Molecule: messenger RNA, 1757 nt
Organism: Musca vetustissima
Lineage: Eukaryota; Metazoa; Arthropoda; Insecta; Diptera; Muscidae
Product: ankyrin repeat domain-containing protein 13C
Exons: 2
Coding region: 1-1746 (581 amino acids)
Cellular component (GO): cytoplasm
Molecular function (GO): protein binding
Source: RefSeq, a predicted model, not a curated record
AUGUCUAAGGCAAAGGAGUCGAAAAAGAAUAAAUCGAAUACGACAGCAGCAGCAACCACCAACAAUAGCAGCAGCAGCACAAUGAAACAAAGUGUUAAUGGCCAAGAAACGAUGGAAACGACGACGACUACGAGGGCCGUAACCAAGAAUCCCCUCAAAUCGGAUGCAACUGAUAACAAAUUGGAAAAAUGUGAAAAUGAUGAUGAUGAUGACGAUGAAGGUAGUGAUCAAUUUCAUUCAGCCCCCACCACACCUACCAAAUCCUCAAAUAGUUCGUUAAAGGAUUUUUGCAAUCAACAACAGCAAUCGCAACCAAAAUCGACCCAGGAAAAAGAACCUACCAAUAAGUCCAGUUCCAGUGAAGGUUUGCCCCUGCAUAAAUGCAUAUUCCAAAAUGACAUCGCAGCAUUGCGAAAACUUUUGGAAAGUAAAAAAGAAAACCUUUCACUGAAAGAUAAACAUGGUAAUACCCCAUUGCAUUUGGCCGUUAUGCUCGGCCGCAAGGAAUGCAUUAAAUUGCUAUUGGAUCACAAUGCCACAGUGAAAAUAAAAAAUAACGAAGGUUGGACAGUACUGGCAGAGGCAAUUUCUUACGGAGAUCGCGAUACAAUCGGUUUGCUGUUGAAGAAGUUACGACAACAAUCCCGUGCCCACUUGGAAUCACGACGUUCGUCGAUGAUAAAGGGCCUUAAGCAAAUCCAGGAUUUCUAUAUGGAAUUGAAAUGGGAUUUUACAUCAUGGGUGCCGUUGGUGUCACGCAUGCUACCCUCCGAUGUGUGUCGCAUACACAAAUGUGGCACCUCGCUGCGCCUCGACACCACUUUGGUCGACUUCAAUGAUAUGCGUUGGGAGCGAGGUGAUAUUUCGUUCAUAUUUCGUGGUGACCAUCCCAUGAAUCAUUCCAUUACGGUGCUCGACAAUGAAUAUCAAUGUUAUCAGCACAUCCACUAUGAGGAUUCCGAUAUCGAUGAUGAGGUGGAUAUUUUAAUGUCUAGUGACAUUUUGGCAGCCCACAUGUCCACAAAGAGUAUACAAUUUGCUCGAGCCCAGACGGGCUGGAUAUUUCGUGAGGAUCGCAAAGAAAUGGUUGGGGGGCAAUACCAAUCGGAGCUAUAUUCUGUACAGGGUUUGGUGUUAAAGCAACGUAAACGUCGUGAACAUUUGACCCAGGAUGAUAUACAAAAAAACAAAACCAUGUUGGCCACCAUGUCCCAGGGCGGUGGAGGGGGACGUCGUUCUAGUCUUACGAACAGCAAUAGCAAUUCAACCGAUGCCAGUUCCACCACCACCACGUCCACCACCAAUGGCUCCGCAAAUCACCAAACCAUUGAGGUGGUACGCCGCUCCUCCCUACCACCCCCACCAAAACCCUCCAUAUCUUGGGAACAAUAUAUAAAUGCCGAGACCGGUAAAUGUCCCCAACUGGGACGACCACCCGUCCAUAAACAAUCGAAUAAAUCGCUGAAAGCCACUGUUGCCAUGUCCAAAGAUUUUCCCCUGUCCGUGGAAAUGUUGCUGAAUAUUUUGGAGGUCAUUGCGCCGUUUAAACACAUCAACAAGCUGCGAGAAUUUGUCAAUUUGAAGUUGCCACCCGGUUUUCCCGUGAAGGUGGAGAUACCGGUGUUGCACACCGUCACCGCCAAGAUAACAUUUCAGAAAUUUGAAUUUCGUGAUAACAUCUCGCCGUCACUUUUCGAAAUUCCCAAAAAUUAUGUUGAGGAUACAAGGCGUUUUCCCGAUUUAUGACCUAAUGGUGA